AUGACUUCCGCUUCGACUUCUAGCUUCCCCGAGAUCUGUGCUGAAUGGAUAAGUUGUCUUCAAAGGAAUGUCAUCGUCACUCUCUCUCCCGUGUCUUCAACCAAACAACAAUAUCCUCUGACAAUCUUACUUAAAGAGCCAGGUCGAGGAUGUAUGCUUCAUGUUCCUCGCACAACCAAUAGAUCCAGUGGCGGUGUGGAAAGUCGAUGGCAAAUGAUUAAUCCAGAUAAUGAGUCUAUUCGACCGUAUUUACCUACUCAACAAGAGAUCGAGAGGGUAUCUCAAAUGAUGGAGAGAGAAAGGAAUGAUCCCUUACCGAGGGAUACUCCUUAUCCCCGAUUUCAUCAAAUGACUCUUGAUUCGGCCACAGAUAAAAGCAUAGAUACACUUGCGGUUGUAAGACCGGGAUUUACCAUCCUUAUUCCCUCAAACAACUCGGCAGAAAACGGUGGGAUUGGGAAGAAAUCACAUUACUUACUGCUUGACGAAGAUAUCGAUUUUACAAACGCAGAUGAAAUUUCUGCAAAGAGAUUUGAAGGACAGGUUACCUCGAUUGUGGAAAGUAUCGCUACACCCAUCGAGCCCAUCAAUGUAAGGGAUGAUCCAGAGCCAAAGUCUCAGGAGAGUACUGGUUUGGAAGAGGAUGAAGAAAUCCCUUUAAGUCAAGCUCUAGAGGAAUCAAGAAUAUCUCAUACUGAUGAGAAUCAAAUUAUCGGUGAUGACGGAAGUCAAAGCGAUAAUUCUUCUCGGAUCACAACCCAAAGAAGUAAGCUUAGACACUUGGGAAGGUUCAUGAACUAUCUGCGUAGCAAGACUAGAUAG
Molecule: messenger RNA, 822 nt
Organism: Kwoniella mangroviensis CBS 8507
Lineage: Eukaryota; Fungi; Basidiomycota; Tremellomycetes; Tremellales; Cryptococcaceae
Exons: 2
Coding region: 1-822 (273 amino acids)
Source: RefSeq, a predicted model, not a curated record